ACGCUGCUUUUAGUGCUCUGUUGUCAUGUGCUGAAGAGAGUAUGGCCAGCUAGCUAUCACUGGACUUAUCGAAAAGUAUUUGAACACUUUUGCGAAUUACCAGCUGGUGCUUAAAUACUUAUCAAGCCUGUCCACGUUGAGAAAUAAAAGAAUAUAGCGACAGCUUUGACUGAAAAUGCGAAGGGAGCCAGUGUUAGCUAAGUACCGUUAGCUUAGCAAUUUCCCCAUAGGAAUGGCAGACAAAAAAGAGAAAACAUUCAGAUUUGUGAUCGUGGGAGGUGGCAUCGCCGGUGUGACAUGUGUUGAGCAGCUGUCAUCCCAGAUUCCGUCAGCUGAAGUGGCUCUGAUUACAGCAGGUCCCCAUAUCAAGGCGGUGACCAACUAUAAACAGGUGUCCAGGACGCUGGAAGAGUUUGAUGUGGAGGAGCGAUCAUCCAGUGUUUUAGAGGAGAAGUUUCCCAACCUUACUGUCAUCCACUCUGCUGUCAAAUCACUUAACACACAGUCACAUUUUGUGGAAACAGCAGAUGGACGGGUUUUUGGAUAUGAGAAGCUGUGUAUCUGCAGUGGGGGCAGACCCAAACUCCUAACCCAGGACAACCCUUAUGUCCUGGGGAUACGGGACACAGACAGCGCCCAGGAGUUUCAGAAGCGGUUAUCCAAAGCAAAGAGAAUUGUUGUUGUUGGCAACGGAGGGAUUGCCCUUGAAUUAGUAUAUGAAGUGGAGGGCUGCGAGGUGAUCUGGGCUGUGAAGGACAAGGCCAUAGGAAACACCUUCUUUGACGCCGGCGCGGCACAGUUCCUCAUUCCGUCAUUGGAGGCGGACAAACCACAAAGAGCUGCUUCCUGUAAGAGACCUCGCUACACCACAGAGGAACCAGCACCCGGAGCACCCCAGACCUUCACAGCAGAUAGAAACGCUCGAAAGCAGGGUUCUGGUGCUACAGAGGCUGGCAGUGCCCUUGGCCCAGACUGGCAUGAAGGACUAGUUCUUCAAGGAGCAGAGCAGGUGUCCCGCAGAGUUUCACUGGAAUACCAGUGUGAAGUGGAAAAGAUCUUCACCUCUGAGGAGCUGCUCAGUUCCCCUCAGAAAACGCUCAGACCCGAGAAUGAAGGAUCCUGGCCAGUUUACAUCCAGCUCACCAACGGCAAAACAUUUGGCUGUGAUUUUGUUGUUAGUGCCACUGGUGUCGUGCCGAACACUGAGCCAUUUCUCCAUGGUAACAAUUUUGCUAUCGCAGAUGAUGGCGGCCUGCAAGUAGACGACCACAUGAUGACAUCAGAGCCAGAUGUGUAUGCAGCAGGAGAUGUGUGCACUGCAUGCUGGGAACACAGCCCGAUGUGGCAGCAGAUGCGUUUGUGGACGCAGGCCCGUCAGAUGGGCUGGUACACCGGCCGCUGCAUGGCGGCGCAUGUCCUGUCUGAGCCAAUAGAGCUGGACUUCUGCUUCGAACUCUUUUCACACAUCACCAAAUUCUUCAACUACAAGGUGGUCCUGCUGGGGAAGUUUAAUGGGCAGGGGCUGGGGCCCGACCAGGAGCUGCUGGUGCGCGUCACCAAAGGCCAGGAGUACGUCAAGGUUGUCCUCAGUGGAGGUAGGAUGGCGGGAGCGGUGCUGAUCGGGGAAACAGAUCUGGAGGAGACCUUUGAGAACUUGAUCCUCAACCAGAUGGAUCUGACCCGGUACGGCGAGGACCUUCUUAACCCUGACAUUGACAUAGAGGACUACUUUGAUUGAGCGUUCGGGGUGUGAUACAGGAAUACAUGGAGCCUUAAGAAUGUCUGAUGGCAUGAGAAAGAAAUGUGGUUUCUAUCAUCUCUAAGUUAAUGGGUGUGUCGGAUUUUUAGGGGCAAUGAGAAACAGCUGUCUGAUGAAGUUGUAGCAAUUAUUUGGUUGAUGUUAAAGGGAAACUGUACCAAUUUUCACUAGCUCUGUGUCAUCGCAGUGUGUACAAAUGAACGUUGUUUGGCCUCCACCCCUGCUGCUAGUGCUUGCAUCAUGGGUGAAAGCCAGAUACUGUUUUUCUGCACUCGUGGUGCAUUUCAUUUGCACUUAGAAAGCAGAAGUUUUGAAUUCUCAGUCACAUAAUCUUAACUGAAAUGUCCCCUGAAGUCUUGGGGUUGUUGAGUUGGAUGAACCUCACCAACCCCGACCUCAAAAUGCAGGAUGGCUGUUCCACGCAUCAACAGUAGUGAAAGCUGUAGCAGUAAAAUGUUAAUUAGCACUUUUCUCUUAUUUGUGUCUCACUAAAACAUUCAUACACACGCUAUUGCCCAACUUUUACAUGUGGACAUGUUGCUAUGGUGCUUGAAUGCCCAAAAUAUGAUUUAAUGCGUUAUUAUCACAAGGUGCCCAGUGACCCUUAAAAAGUCUUAGGGUAUUGAAUUCAUUAAUCUAAAAACAAGGCCUUACUUUGAAUGAAAUUGGCUUAAAUUAAAAUUUCAAAAGUCUUUCAGACAUGCGAAGUGGGAUUUUUUGAAUUGUUUUUUUCUGGCUUUGCAUUGA
Messenger RNA from Plectropomus leopardus (leopard coralgrouper), 2506 nucleotides. RefSeq names its product pyridine nucleotide-disulphide oxidoreductase domain 1 (gene pyroxd1). NCBI's taxonomy places the organism in Eukaryota, Metazoa, Chordata, Actinopteri, Perciformes, Serranidae. The record is from RefSeq and is a predicted model, not a curated record. Gene Ontology annotation, molecular function: oxidoreductase activity.